Octodon degus (degu) is the source of this 1638-nucleotide messenger RNA. Its product is annotated as solute carrier family 5 member 4-like. NCBI's taxonomy places the organism in Eukaryota, Metazoa, Chordata, Mammalia, Rodentia, Octodontidae. The record is from RefSeq and is a predicted model, not a curated record. Gene Ontology annotation, biological process: transmembrane transport; sodium ion transport. The transcript is spliced from 14 exons. Gene Ontology annotation, molecular function: D-glucose:sodium symporter activity. Gene Ontology annotation, cellular component: plasma membrane. The coding region runs from base 1 to 1638 and encodes 545 amino acids.
AUGGCCAGCACAGUAAGCCCCAGUACAACAGCUGGAACCCCUGAGCUGCCUGCACUGUCACAGCGCAUCCAAAAUGCUGCUGACAUCUCUGUCAUUGUCAUCUACUUUUUGGCGGUGAUGGCUGUUGGACUAUGGGCUGCACUGAGGACAAACCGGAGCAGUGUUGGAGGCUUCUUCUUGGCUGGUCGAGAUAUGGUCUGGUGGACGAUGGGUGCCUCGAUCUUUGCCAGUAAUAUUGGCAGUGGCCAGUUUGUAGGCGUCGCUGGAACAGCAGCAGCUUCUGGGCUCGCCAUUGGAGCAGUUGAAUGGAAUGCUAUGCUGAUGGUGGUGAUCCUAGGAUGGGUGUUUGUCCCCAUCUACAUCAAGGCAGGGGUGGUGACCAUGCCGGAAUAUCUCAGGAAGCGAUUUGGUGGAAAAAGACUACAGAUCAUCCUCUCCAUCCUUACCCUCUUCCUUAUUGUGGCCAUUGGAAUUUCUACAAAUAUAUUUUCUGGUGCCAUAUUCAUCCAGCUAGCCUUGGGCCUGGACCUUUACCUGGCAAUCUUCAUCCUCUUGGCAAUCACUGCUAUUUAUACCAUCACAGGGGGCUUGGCCUCAGUAAUCUACACAGAUACUCUCCAGACCUUCAUCAUGGUGAUUGGUUCUUGUAUUCUCAUGGGUUUUGCAUUUGCUGAAGUUGGAGGUUACGAGGGCUUGACAGAGAAGUACAUGAAUGCCAUCCCUUCUAUAGUUGAAGGUGACAACCUGACAAUCAGUCCCAAGUGCUACACACCAAAAGCAGACUCCCUCCACAUUUUAAGAGAUCCUAUCUCUGGGGAUAUUCCAUGGCCAGGACUCUUAUUUGGAAUGUCCAUUUUAUCUUUGUGGUACUGGUGCAUAAAUCAGGUUAUUGUACAGUGUUGUCUGUCUGGCAAGAACAUGUCUCAUGUGAAGGCAGCCUGUGUCAUGUGUGGCUACCUGAAGCUGCUGCCCAUGUUCUUCAUUGUGAUGCCAGGAAUGAUCAGCCGUAUUCUGUACACAGGUAAGGAUUUGAGACAGCUGUUUGUCCUCCUGCUACUUGUCAUAAGUAUUCUGUGGGUCCCAUUAGUACAAGUGUCUCAAAGUGGACAACUGUUCCAUUAUACUAGUUCAACUUCUAGCUAUCUUGGACCCCCAGUUGCAGCUGUCUUUGUACUUGCCAUCUUCUGUAAAAGAGUCAAUGAACAGGGAGCUUUCUGGGGUCUGUUGUUUGGGCUUGUGGUUGGCCUUGUUCGGAUGAUUACAGAAUUUGCCUAUGGAACAGGAAGUUGUGUGGUUCCCAGUAACUGUCCUAAGAUUAUCUGUGGAGUACACUAUAUGUAUUUUGCCAUCAUUCUCUUUACUGUAUCCAUACUGGCUGUCGUAGGAAUUUCACUUCUGACAAAACCAAUUCCUGAUGUACAUCUGUAUCGUCUGUGCUGGGCUCUUUGGAACAGUACAGAAGAACGAAUUGACUUAGAUGCUGAAGAUAAAAGGCAGGAAGAAGUAGCCACUAUUGAGGAAGCCUUGCUAAGCCAAGACCCACCCUCCUACCAUCACUGCAGUGUCAGAGAGAACAUUGUGAGGUUCAAAAAUGAAAAAGAACGGAAGGAAAAACUCAAUGUGAAAGCAAGAACUUGA